GGGCUGCCGUUACUAGGGGCUCGCUUUGCGGCAUGGCGAUGGCGGAGGGAGAGCGGGCCGAGUGUGCGGGACCCCCCCGCGACGAGCCGCCGGCCGAGGGUGCGCUCAAGCGGGCCGAGGAGCUCAAGACUCAGGCCAACGAGUAUUUCAAAGGGAAGGACUACGACAACGCCAUCAAGUUGUACAGUCAGGCCAUCGAGAUUAACCCCAGCAACGCCGUCUACCAUGGGAACCGCAGCCUGGCCUACCUGCGCACCGAGUGCUACGGCUACGCUCUGGCCGACGCCACCAGGGCCAUCGAGCUGGACAAGAAAUACAUCAAAGGCUACUAUCGCCGGGCGGCCAGCAACAUGGCCCUGGGCAAGUUCAAAGCCGCCCUACGCGACUACGAGACGGUGGUGAAGGUGAGGCCCAAUGACAAGGACGCCCAGCUGCAGUACCAGGAGUGCCACAAGGUGGUGAAGCGGAAGGCGUUCGAGCGCGCCAUCGCGGGCGAUGAACACAAGCGCUCGGUCGUGGACUCGCUGGACAUCGAGAGCAUGACCAUCGAAGACGAGUACAGCGGGCCCAAGCUGGAGGAUGGGAAGGUGACUGCUGGCUUCAUGCAGGAGCUGAUGCAGUGGUAUAAGGAGCAGAAGAAACUGCAUAGGAAAUGUGCUUAUCAGAUUUUGGUGCAGGUGAAGGAGCUGCUGGCGAAAUUAACGACGCUGGUGGAGACCAAGCUGAAGGAGACAGAGCAGAUAACCAUCUGCGGAGACACACACGGCCAGUUUUAUGACCUGCUCAAUAUAUUCGAGCUCAACGGUUUGCCCUCAGAGACCAACCCCUAUAUAUUUAACGGUGACUUUGUGGACCGCGGUUCCUUCUCUGUGGAAGUGAUCCUCACCCUGUUCGGCUUCAAGCUCCUCUAUCCCGACCACUUUCAUCUCCUGCGAGGGAACCACGAGACAGACAACAUGAACCAGAUCUACGGCUUCGAGGGCGAGGUUAAGGCCAAGUACACGGCGCAGAUGUUCCAGCUGUUCAGUGAAGUGUUCGAGUGGCUGCCCCUGGCCCAGUGCAUCAACGGCAAAGUGCUGAUCAUGCACGGAGGCCUGUUCAGCGAGGACGGGGUCACCCUCGACGACAUCCGCAAGAUCGAGCGCAAUAGGCAGCCGCCAGACUCAGGGCCCAUGUGUGACUUGCUGUGGUCGGACCCCCAGCCCCAGAACGGCCGUUCGGUCAGCAAGCGCGGGGUCAGCUGUCAGUUUGGGCCGGAUGUGACCAAGAGCUUCCUGGAGGAGAACCAGCUGGAUUACAUCAUCCGCAGCCACGAGGUCAAGGCCGAGGGCUACGAGGUGACCCACGGCGGCAAGUGCAUCACCGUCUUCUCGGCCCCCAACUACUGUGAUCAGAUGGGCAACAAAGCAUCCUACAUCCACCUCAGCGGGGCCGACCUGCGGCCGCAGUUCCACCAGUUCACAGCAGUGCCUCAUCCCAACGUCAAGCCCAUGGCCUACGCCAACACCCUGCUGCAGCUGGGCAUGAUGUGAGAGAGGCCGAGCGGACCCAGCGGCCCGGGCCGGGCCGGACCGGACAGGGCCGGGCCGGCGGCGGGGGGCCCCGGGGCGGGCGGCGGAAGGCCGGCGGAGAGGCCGGUUUUCCCGGCCCCUUCACUCUGCAGAGUUUGUAUUUAUUCCCCUUUCCGUUGGGAGAGGGGGGCGGAGCGGGGCUGGGCCCGGCCAAGGGAAGAUGGGGGCA
This is a messenger RNA of Ornithorhynchus anatinus (platypus), 1740 nucleotides long. Its product is annotated as serine/threonine-protein phosphatase 5. Gene Ontology annotation, cellular component: cytosol; nucleus. The record is from RefSeq and is a predicted model, not a curated record. Gene Ontology annotation, molecular function: protein binding; protein serine/threonine phosphatase activity. The coding region runs from base 33 to 1532 and encodes 499 amino acids. The transcript has 13 exons. NCBI's taxonomy places the organism in Eukaryota, Metazoa, Chordata, Mammalia, Monotremata, Ornithorhynchidae.